UUUCACCCCAAAUGUCAAUUUUUCGUCAUCCUCAUAAUUUGCCCCUUUGGAAUCCUUUUAGGGUUUACCCUCUCAAUUUUCUCUGCUCCCCGCCUGCCCUAAACGAACACCUUGGUCUCUGUCGCUCUUCUGCUUCGUCUCUGUCACAAAAAUCACUAGGAGUAGGAACUAUUUAAUAUAAAUCAAUGAAGCAUAUUGUGAAAAUUCUGACAUUGUUAGUGGCCAUCUCUGCCUUGUGGAUUGGUCUCCUACAGACGUCUAUUAUCCCACGUAGUCAUACUUGGUUGCUACCAAUAUAUUUCAUUGUGUCUCUAGGAUGCUAUGGCCUGCUAAUGGUUGGAGUUGGUCUCAUGCAAUUUCCGACUUGUCCUCAAGAGGCAGUACUGUUGCAGCAGGACAUAGCUGAGGCCAAGGAUUUUUUAAAGCAGAAAGGGGUUGAUGUGGCUGGCUGUGAUUGAUUCUGCACGCAGAGUACUCCCUCUUCUGUGUUUGGAUAUAAAGAAAAGACCAAAUUUAGUAUAGAAUCCAUUGAACUCCCCUCGUUCUUGCAGUGAUAUGGUGGAUGACUUCAUGACACCUUAUUGUUUCUGACUUGUGGAAAAUUGGAGUUUUUAACUUGCCAGGUUUUACUCAAGGUUCUAAAAGACGCUAGACGCUAGUCGGGCGGCAGGCUGGGAACUAGUGCCUAGGCGCCUAUGCGGGGUCUAGGCAGGUGGCUAGGCGGACUAGGUGGAUUUAAGUAAAUCCAUUAUAUUUCGUGUAAAUAAGUGUGUUUAUACUUAAAAUAUAUAUAAUUUCAUCACAAACUACAAAAUAGAAUAACAUAUGUAUUAUGAAGUAUUGGAACAUAAUGAAAACAUGUGGAACAAACAUAUAGUGUGUGCUCAUUUAAGUAUUCAACAAGUCUUUUACAAUUUAUUGAAAAAAUUAAAUGCAAAUUGAAAGUUAUCUAUUUUCUGUCUAAGUGAGUCGCAACCUAGGCAGGUGCCUAGGUGGGUCUGAACGGAUUAGGUGGGUGCCUUGGCGAUUUAGGCGGGGAUUUUUAGAACAAUGGUUUUCUAGGUUGAAGCAAUGAACAACGCCUUAGGAGUUUCUAACUUAUAGCUUCAAAGAAAAGGCCAUUGAUUGUGGGAAGUAGAAAGAACUUUUGGAAAGUGUACAUCUCACCGUUGAUGGAUUCCUGUCUGUCUGUGUCUCGGAUGAAAUGUUUAUUUUUGUUCUUUCGGUACAAA
Molecule: messenger RNA, 1232 nt
Organism: Malus domestica (apple)
Lineage: Eukaryota; Viridiplantae; Streptophyta; Magnoliopsida; Rosales; Rosaceae
Product: dolichol-phosphate mannose synthase subunit 3
Biological process (GO): GPI anchor biosynthetic process
Cellular component (GO): dolichol-phosphate-mannose synthase complex; endoplasmic reticulum membrane
Source: RefSeq, a predicted model, not a curated record